Molecule: messenger RNA, 3854 nt
Organism: Haplochromis burtoni (Burton's mouthbrooder)
Lineage: Eukaryota; Metazoa; Chordata; Actinopteri; Cichliformes; Cichlidae
Product: beta-glucuronidase
Biological process (GO): glucuronoside catabolic process; carbohydrate metabolic process
Molecular function (GO): beta-glucuronidase activity; carbohydrate binding
Source: RefSeq, a predicted model, not a curated record
CUCUCUCUCCGUGCGUGUGUGUGUGUGUGUAUGUGUGCGUGCGUACUAACUACACCCUGUGUUUCAGAGGCGGUUCUUCCUCCAUCUCCUGCCUACCAACAUUGUGCACCUGGGCUGAUUAUCUCACCUGUGGGUUAUUUGAUUAUGAGCUGUCUCCUACUUAAGCUUGAUGAAGCAGUUCACUCAAGGCUGGAUUUUUAACUAAGAACUGUUAGUGGACUUGGCCCUCCUGUGGUUAAACAUUUAUGUCCUUUGACUCCUGCUCCCUUCUGCCCAGGAUAUUUGGGUGUUAGUAAUCCUCCCAGAGUGAUCUUGUGGCAAGGAGGAGUGAGGGCUUGAUUAAAAUGGUGUCUUCUUGAGACUGUAACUGGGAAGUUGUGGAUUACACUGGAUCUAUCGGUUGUCUCCAGUUGUUGAACCUUUAAGUGUAAACAAAAGCAGUGAACUUUGAAUCUGCAUUUCGAAUUCAUGUGAAAACAGAUAUGACUUAGAUAUGACAAACAGACAUAGUGUGCUAAGUUAGUUUCUUUGGUGACAUCCUGGAUGUUUCCUGCCUACUUUAAUGUCACAUUAGAAGAACUAAAACAUUUAAUUCUGAAUAUAGCAGCUGAUUUUUUUCAAAUUUUCCUUUUUUUAAGGAAGAUGAAAAGUGAGGAAACUGUGUCUGUCGGCCAAAAAACAAAGCAAAACAAAAAAAAACCCCAACGCUGGCAGGGAAACUGUCGGCAGGGUAAACCUACUAUUUUUUAUAAAAGGUUAAUGCUUAGCGUUGAAAUGCGAAACUUCGUCUGUCUCCAGCCUGAAAGAGUUAAAGAUUAGCUUGAGGGGAGAAAAUGACAGGACUGAAAAAAAGGGAAGAGCGUUGGAGGGCUUUAAGCAGAAAAGCGGUGGGGAUGUUACGUAAUGCCGUUGUCACGUGACCUCUAAAGCGGAACAACAAAGAAAACUUCGGGGUUCGUCUCCGAGAGGGCAGUAGAAGAGGGCUUCAGGAUGUCUGUACCUGGAAGUUUCGCGGUGCUCCGUGUCUUGUGGUUGCUAUCAGUGUUUGGCACGGUGCUCCCGCUGGACGGCGGCAUGCUCUUUCCCCGGGAGUCCACCUCCAGGGAGGUGAAGGAGCUGAACGGGCUGUGGGAUUUCAGGCCUGACGGGUCCCCCAACAGGAACGAGGGCUUCGAGAAGGCUUGGCACAAACGUCGGCUGGCAGAGUGGGUGAAUGGAGAGAAAGUGACAGAGCAUGAAGGUGGCCAUCUGCCUUUUGAGGCAGAGAUUAGUAGUUUAAUCCGCAGGGACCCAACGAAGCCAUGCAGAAUCACCAUUGCUGUAAACAACACUCUAACUUUGGAGACUCUUCCUCCAGGCACCAUCCAGUACAUGAAUGACCGUACCAGGUAUCCUGAUGGUUUUUUUGUGCAAAACAUCGACUUUGAUUUCUUCAACUAUGCUGGGAUACAUCGUCCUGUACUGUUGUAUACUACUCCUAAGGUGUAUGUGGAUGACAUCAUAGUGGAGACCAACUUCAUGGAUAACACUCUUGUCAGAUACAAAGUAUCUGUUCAAGGUGGCUUCAACAACACUCUGAACAUUACUCUAAUGGACAAAGAUGGCCACUUUGUGGCCUCCUCCAAUGGGUCAUCUGGAGGGCUUAAAGUGGUAGAUGUGAAGCUGUGGUGGCCGUACUUGAUGCACGAGAAUCCAGGUUACCUUUAUUCUAUGAAGGUCCACCUAAUAGCAGUCAGUGAGACAUCAACAUAUGAAGAUUUGUAUACUCUGCCAGUCGGCAUCCGCACAGUCAACGUUACCAAGACCCAGUUCCUCAUUAACAACAAGCCGUUUUAUUUCCAUGGUGUUAAUAAACAUGAGGACUCUGAUAUUCGAGGUAAAGGAUUGGACUGGCCCCUAAUUGUAAAGGACUUUAACUUAAUUAAGUGGUUGGGAGCCAACUCGUUCCGUACCAGCCACUACCCCUAUGCUGAGGAGAUCCUGCAGAUGUGUGACCGUCAUGGGAUUGUGGUGAUAGAUGAGUGCCCAGGUGUUGGCAUCAAAGACAUUUGUAUCUUUUGUGCCUUGCUGAUAGUCGCAGUUUUGCGAAACGCCUCUCUGUCUCACCACUUGGUUGUCAUGGACGAGCUUGUGCGCCGGGACAAGAACCAUCCCUCUGUGGUCAUGUGGUCGGUAGCCAAUGAGCCCGCCUCAGAGAUGCCUCCUGCUGAAUUUUAUUUCAAGACUUUGAUAAAGCAUACCAAAGCUCUGGACCAUACCCGACCUGUCACCUACAUCACAGACAGUAACUAUGCCAGGGACAAAGGGGCUCCCUUUGUAGAUGUUGUAUGUGUAAACAGUUACUUCUCCUGGUACCAUGAUCCAGGCCACUUGGAGGUCAUUCCUAUUCAGCUCAACGCUCAGUUUGAGAACUGGUAUGGAAAGUACAAGAAACCCAUAAUCCAGAGUGAAUAUGGAGCAGAUGCACUUCCAGGGCUUCACAUGGAUCCACCCAUGAUGUUCACUGAGGAGUACCAGAAUGCUCUCCUGCAGAGCUACCAUGAUGUGUUCGACCAGAAGAGGAAUCAGUAUUUCAUUGGUGAACUCAUCUGGAACUUUGCAGACUUCAUGACAUCACAAGGUACUGCAGCUUCAAAAUCAAGCAACCUGUAGAACCAGAACUGCUGCUGUUUUUCCUGUUUCUACAGUACUGAUAGUAUACAGUAUAGCCUAUGUUUUGUCUAAAGAUGAGAGCUCUUUUCCUCCUAGGUGAUAAUUUAUAUCAGGAGAUUAAAGGGAAACUCAAAAGGAAAUCUGGGCUAUAAAACAAAAUGGCAACAUAGUCAAGUUUCUAGAUGAACUUCUGUGGAAAGAAAUGACCCCUCUUGACAUUUUACACACACCAUUUGACACACACUACAACUACUGGAUUCUACACACUGUCACUUUAACCAAUUUAAAUCUGCACUGCACAAGUUUUUGCACAAAUUGUAAAUACCAAACAAUUGUCUUAAAUUAUCUUAAUAUUUAAUACUUAGUACUUGCAGCUUUAUUCAGUCACCUUAUUAUAUUCUGCCCUGUAACAAUGAUAUUUAAUUGUCUGUCUACAGCAAUCCAUCGUGUGGUGGGGAACAAGAAGGGUAUUUUUACCAGGCAAAGGCAGCCUAAAGCAGCAGCCUUCAUCUUGAGGAGGAGGUACUGGAGACUGGCUAAUGAGACGUGGAGACUGCCUCCUUGGACUAAAUACCCCUGUUCACUCUGAAACUUUGUUGAAGAUUGAUGCAGAAGACCCAUCAAGUCCCACCAUGGUGACAGGUGAUCCACUACUUGAUUCUGUGAGCACGGUAGCAGAACAGACUAAUCUUCUGCUGUCGCUUCUGAGGAUGCAGUAUGAUCAGUAGACUCCUGCUCUCACUAUUGUUCAUCUAAAGUGACCUUGGAGUCAUUUUCUAUACAUUGAGCCCUGUGCUGCUCAUUUAAAUCCAAAACCUGCUGCUAGUUCAGUCAUGGUGAUUAAGGAAUGUUUUUUUGUUUGUUUGUUUGUUGUUGUUGUUGUUUUUACAAAAAAGAAUGACCUCUAAGUUAAAAAAGGUUGUCUCUGAACCAUCUUUGAAUUAUAAGUACUUUAAAGCCUUGUAUACACUGCAAGCAAUUUGCUCAUCGCGCAUCGCUUUGAAGCUAAAGGCUCUAUGCUUUUGGACAUUCCAGAUUCAGGUUACCUAGGUGAUCCCCUUUGUAUUUACUAAAAGGUCAGAUGUCAAUCAGUGCAUUUCUUCACUCUCAUUGGUAGUUGCUUCAGUCUCUCGCCCGAAAGUUCAGAAAACAAAGUGGCUAUCACCUGCGAAAAAUAGGUGAUAGCCAUUUUUUUUUUUUUU